AUGGCCUUUGCCGACGCCUACCCAGGCGACUCGGACGCAGAUGAUGAGUAUGAGCGAAGUGUAGUGAUAUCACCCCACCUUGCCGAGGACUCCGAGGCCUCUCCUACAGACUCUGAAGGCCCUUCGACUGAGAACACUCCUACAUAUGGGAAGACGGAUGAUCGUAUCUCACCCAAGGCUGUCAUAACCGAUUGGACAGCGGAGGAGUGUGCCAAGUUCGUCGGCAGUCUGGGUCUGCUACAGUAUCGUGAAGCGUUUCUGGAAAACGAAAUAGUCGGAGAGGCCCUCAUAGCUCUAAAACAUGAUGAACUAAAGGAACUCGGCAUAUCCAGUGUCGGGCAUCGAUUGACCAUCCUGAAAAAUGUAUAUGAGGCCAAAGUGAAGCAAGGCGUACCUAUAGACCCUGACCACUAUGUCCCUCUAUCGGCGGAUAAGAGUAGCACAAAAGAUGCAGCUACUCAAGAUGACAUUGCCCUCCUCAUACAAUCCAUCAGACGGCGAGAUGACAGACUCAUGGCCGCGGAAGCCGAGCUACGAAAGCUCGCAGAUGACUACCGAAGACUGCGUGAAGAAUUGCUGCCAGUCUUUAAAAUCGCAAAGGAUAAAUCAGCGCCCUUACCGUAUCAACCCCCUUCGACAGUAUCCUAUGGUGGAUCCACCGCCGCCCUAUCUGAAUCAUAUACACACGACCCUGCUACUUCACCUUCAUUCCUCGGCCAAGAGAAAGCUGGAAGUGGCCUCACUCGAACAAUAUCUAGGAAGCUUUUUGCCGGCGGUUCAACUCCAAAGACCAACUCCCCUACUCAUAUACCACAGGCUAUACCUGAAGGAAGGGCAUUCGCAGAUUCAUCCACCCUUGAUCCUUCAGCAGCUGCUAUGGCAGCAUCUUCUCAUCUCACAGCCUCCAUGACAGGUGGCCAGCCCUCUCCUAAGGGCAUGCCAUCACCCACUUCUCCGAACAGUUUCUACACUCAACAAACUCUUGCAUCACGGUCGUAUUCCCGAGACCCUCCAUCCUCCACCAACAACCGUACCGCUUACGAUCACUCUGAAGAUUCACAAGGACAAAGACAAGAUCGGUCCGGUAACAACCAAACCUCAAACUCUUCAAGUCGGCAAGACCAUCCUGCCAUAUCCACUUCCAGGAAUGGGGGAUCUGGUGGCGGUGGGAAUCAAUCAUCUAGCAACGCGCAAAAUUCUUCAGACUCUGGACCCAGUGUCGAGAUAUUCAAAUCCUUCCGUGUCUCAAUGGACGAUCCUUGCUAUAAAGUUCUUCCAGCUGCUCUUAAGAAAUAUAACAUCCAUGAAGACUGGAGGCUAUAUGCCCUAUAUAUUGUCUACGGCGACCAAGAACGAUGCCUAGCGCUCGAAGAAAAGCCCCUCAUUUUAUUCAAACAGCUUGAUAAAGACGGACGGAAACCAAUGUUUAUGCUUCGACGGCAGACACAGAUGGUAGACGGGCAGGUCCCAGGUAUAUAUACCAGCAGCGGAACUACAAUUGGCUUCCCUCCCAGCGGCAGUGCCUUUGACCCUAGUACGAAUAACAACACAUCCAUCACUCUAGGUGGGCUACCCUCGGGAGGUUCCGGUGGCCAACCAAGCGCCAGUUUAAGAUCUCAACCUCCACAACAAAAUUCCAUACAAUUGCCUGGCGGAGUUUUAUAG
Messenger RNA from Trichophyton benhamiae CBS 112371, 1665 nucleotides. RefSeq lists its product as uncharacterized. Gene Ontology annotation, molecular function: ionotropic glutamate receptor binding; synaptic receptor adaptor activity. Gene Ontology annotation, biological process: signal transduction. Lineage: Eukaryota; Fungi; Ascomycota; Eurotiomycetes; Onygenales; Arthrodermataceae. The coding region runs from base 1 to 1665 and encodes 554 amino acids. The record is from RefSeq and is a predicted model, not a curated record. The transcript has 3 exons.